Pogona vitticeps (central bearded dragon) is the source of this 471-nucleotide messenger RNA. The record is from RefSeq and is a predicted model, not a curated record. Lineage: Eukaryota; Metazoa; Chordata; Lepidosauria; Squamata; Agamidae.
AUGCGUCCAGAAACUGGCUGUUUCAGUCAUCCAGGGGAUAAAAAUGUUAGAACUAACCAGGCAGCCAUGAUGGCAGAGGAGCUGAAGAAAGAGCAAGACACCAGUGCCCACCUGGAAAGGAUGAAGAAGAACCUGGAGCAGACCGUGAAGGACCUGCAGCACCGUCUGGAUGAGGCAGAGCAGUUGGCACUAAGAGGUGGCAAGAAGCAACUACAGAAAUUGGAAGCCAGGGUCCAUGAGUUGGAAAAUGAACUUGAUGCUGAACAGAAACGAGGAGUUGAGGCUAUCAAAGGAGUGAGAAAAUAUGAGCGGAGGCUGAAAGAAAUAACUUACCAGGCUGAAGAAGAUAAGAAAAAUGUUUUCAGACUCCAAGACCUGGUGGACAAGCUGCAGCUGAAAGUGAAAGCGUAUAAGAGACAAGCCGAGGAGGCUGUAAGUGCCCAGAUCUCAAAUAUUCCCUGUCAGGCUUAA